CCUGGUACUUUUAGCAAAUUGCUUUUGAUAUACUAUAUAUUGGGACUAACUAAGGCCCAAAUCUGAACCGUCCAGCUGUCCCUGCCAUAAUGUGCUUUUGCUACUUACUUUUUCUAGCAGGAGCUGUUACCACAGGUUAAUCAAUCUCCCCAGCAAUGACAAUCAGUCAAAAUAAGCCAUUAGGUCUUGGUGACAUCACAGAUUGACUCUUGUUGGGAAGAGUUGCAGAUUGUUAGCAGUCUCUUGGGGGAAAAGGUUACAGAUGAAUGUUAAUGCCAUCCGGAUCUUAAUUCAAGAAUGAAGGUGUUGUGGAUUAUAUGUCAGCUGAUUGGAAGCAUCACCUGCUACCCUGUGGGGAAGGAAUAUGGUGCAAACAGUGCUGACACAAGCUUAAUGUGGCAGCCAUUUUCUUCUGGGUACUGGUUAAGUGGAAUGGGUAUGAGAGCAGGCCCAGGCAGCAUCUCCCCUCUAUCCCUUCUACCCAACUUAGCUGCUGCCAGCGCUAUCAAACUUCCUGCUCCUCAAGAUGCCAUUUCCACAGCUCACAGCCCUGAGUUCAAUGAAAAUGGUGCUUAUCCAGGCUAUGGGUAUGACAUCGGUACUCCAGGUUUUGGCUUCAGUAGUUCAGACCGUGCUCCUGUAGGGGACAGCUGGAGCUCUGGAUCUGCUAAUGCCUAUGAGGCUGGUGACCAUAGCCCUGAGUCAGUCUUCAGUGAUGUGUCAGAUCUGGAGCAACUCGACUACCUUAACUCUCAUUCAAGCUACAAGCGUGGAAGGAGAGUUCUUGCUCAAAUGCGCUUCACCCCAGAAGAACCUGUAAUCAAAAUCCCACCAGUACCCACACACAUCAGGAAAACUCCUAAGCACAGUGGUCAUGUUAAAGCCCCGACCAAAGGUGUCUUGUAAAGACCAUUCUGGUUCACAUGGUUUGAUGCUUCUCAUUGCUUUCCCAGAUGCCAAUAAACUGGAUUUGUAAAGUCUU
Centropristis striata (black sea bass) is the source of this 982-nucleotide messenger RNA. RefSeq lists its product as uncharacterized. The record is from RefSeq and is a predicted model, not a curated record. Lineage: Eukaryota; Metazoa; Chordata; Actinopteri; Perciformes; Serranidae. The transcript is spliced from 6 exons. The coding region runs from base 298 to 906 and encodes 202 amino acids.